Colletotrichum karsti is the source of this 2496-nucleotide messenger RNA. RefSeq lists its product as uncharacterized. NCBI's taxonomy places the organism in Eukaryota, Fungi, Ascomycota, Sordariomycetes, Glomerellales, Glomerellaceae. Bases 1 to 2496 code for a protein of 831 amino acids. Gene Ontology annotation, cellular component: membrane. The record is from RefSeq and is a predicted model, not a curated record. Gene Ontology annotation, biological process: transmembrane transport. The transcript has 7 exons. Gene Ontology annotation, molecular function: ATP hydrolysis activity; ABC-type transporter activity; ATP binding.
AUGGACCAGAUAUCUUUCCGCAUCAGGGCUUAUCUCACAUACCGCAUUCACGCAAAAUCCGUUGAGCCAAUGGCCACGCAGGCCAGCGCCAGAGGAAGCGAUUCGGAAAGUGCGAAAGUGACAGUCCUGGCGAGCGUGGAUGUCACACAAGCUGUCUUCAUACCCAGGGUCCUCGCCGAGACAACAACAAGCGUCAUCAUUGUUGGCGUUGGAGCCUACCUUCUGUACCAGGCCGUUGACCUUGUAUUGAUUGGACCUCUUCUCCUGGCACUUCUUAGCAUCAGUAUCCCGAUAUCACUGGGCAAAAGACUGACACGCAGUCAAAGACGUGCCCUCGAAGCUACGGAACGACGAAUUCGGUCAGUAGGCCAGCUUGUGGAGAAGACAAGGAGUAUUCGCAUGGGUGGCAUGGAGUCGAUGGCCGAAAAGGAGGUGCUUGAGAAUCGCGUGGUUGAAAUUAAAGCCAUGUCUCUUUACCGCAAGCUUCUCAUCGUUGUUGUGUUCGCAUCGGAUUCUGUCAAUGGAUUCUCUCUGCUCUUGACGUUUGGAGUUUAUACCGCCGUGAACGGUACCGACUUGGAAUACACAACUCUCUUUACGGCGCUUUCGGUCAUCUCCAUCAUGCUCGGUCCUUUCCCUUCAUUUAUUCAGAUGCUCCCAGCACUGUACGAGGGAUUUGUGAGCUGGGGCCGCAUUAGUGCCUACGUCAAACCAGACUCUGAGCAAUCUGGGGAUGCUCACCAUCUGGAAAAAGCCGAUAACCAAAUAUGUGGCCUCAUUCAUACCAGCUCGGAUGAUCUGAAUGUUGCCACGUUUUGUGGUGCGAGUCUAGGCUGGGGCACUGAAAAGAUACUCUUCGACGUCUCUCUCGAUCUCAAAAAGGGCAGCGUCAUUGGCGUUACUGGUUCUUCUGGCUGCGGCAAGUCGACACUACUGCGAUCACUCAUAGGAGAAGUCAACAUUCUGUCAGGAACGAUCCGGACGAGCACGCUUAGAACUGCCUUCUGCGACCAGACCCCUUAUUUCCUGGCCAACCGCACCAUUCGCCAGAACAUCAUCUUGGAGAGCCCGUUCGAUGGGAAGUUGUACUCCGAGGUGCUACAUUCCUGCUGUUUGAUACCAGAUAUUUCCAAGUGGCCAAAAGGCGACGAUACCGUUCUAGUUGAUGCCGUUGGGACGUUUACCAACGACGUCAAUGUUCUCGAUCUCGCCCUUCCUCUCGCGAUUCUCAACUCAAUAUGGGCUGUCGCUGCUGUUCUCGGAUCUAUGGGCGUACUGGCCGCCGGGUCGGUCUAUACGCUGAUCAGUCUAGCUAUCUCCCUGGUCGUUCUCUAUUUCAUCCAGCGCCGGUACCUCGCCACCUCCUCACAACUCCGAACCCUUCAAAUUGCUUCCCAGGCCCCCGUGAUCGGGACGCUACGGGCAAGCUGCGACGGGCGUGCCACAAUCCGAGCCUUCAACCUCCAGGAUAGUGCAUGCAGUACCCUCGUUGACCAGGUCUAUCAAGCAAGCAAAUCGGCUUAUCUGUUCAAAUCUCUUCAGGCGUGGCUGUUUCUGGUGAUUGGCCUGCUAGCGGGUGGGGUUGCGGGAACGUUGGCUGCGCUUCUUGUAGGUCUGAAGUCGACGGUCAACGUCGGCUGGGCUGGGGUGGCUCUCGUGAACACCAUUACUCUAGGCUCGGACUUGAAGAUGCUUAUGAAUUGGUUGACCCUCUUGGAAGCACAAUUGGGGGUUGUGCGGAGGAUUCGAGAGUUCAUUGCUACAACACCUACAGAGGGCGAUGGGCACGCUGGUCGAGUCGAGGAACCACCACAAGGAUGGCCUCGCAAGGGGAAUGUGGUGCUUCACGGAGUCUGUGCGGCAUAUGAUGAUCAUCCAGUCUUGAGGAACGCUUCAGUGAAUAUCCGGGCAGGCGAAAAGGUUGCCGUGGUCGGGAGGACAGGCAGUGGAAAAAGCUCUCUCAUUCAACUACUUUUCGGCCUUAUCGAGAAAACCAGUGGGUUAGUUCAGGUCGAUGACGUUGACUUGGACACUGUCUCGGUUCAGUCGCUUCGAAAGAGCUUUGCCGGAGUUCCUCAGUUCACGUUUUGCAACAGCCAAGCAAGCGUUAAGGCCAAUAUUGAUCCCAACGACGAGCAUUCACACGCUGAUGUUGUCGAGAUGAUUCGCCUUGUAUCUGCGGGGAUUUCGGAGUACGGCGAGCCUGAAGCUGCUAUCGAUAUUGAUCAACUCUGGGAGUUGUCAAAGUUUUCAUCUUCGGGAUGGCAGCAGAGACUUGGAAUCGCAAGAGCAUUGCUCAGAAGUAGUGCGCUGUAUGUGAUGGACGAGCCGACAAGCGGCAUGGAUGGGAAAAACCAUAAGGUCAUGUUGAGCAACAUGUUUCAGAGACGACCGGAAAGCACCUUCAUCAUCGUCACGCAUCACAAUGAUGGACUAGACAUAUUCGACAAAGUUUUGACUGUACAAGAAGGAGACAUUUUGACUUCUAAGAGCUAA